Fonsecaea erecta is the source of this 1488-nucleotide messenger RNA. RefSeq lists its product as hypothetical. Lineage: Eukaryota; Fungi; Ascomycota; Eurotiomycetes; Chaetothyriales; Herpotrichiellaceae. Bases 1 to 1488 code for a protein of 495 amino acids. The transcript has a single exon. The record is from RefSeq and is a predicted model, not a curated record. Gene Ontology annotation, biological process: ergosterol biosynthetic process. Gene Ontology annotation, molecular function: squalene monooxygenase activity; flavin adenine dinucleotide binding. Gene Ontology annotation, cellular component: endoplasmic reticulum; membrane.
AUGCCUCUCAUACUCGACACUCCCUCGGAGUCCUCGGUCGAGUCGGACUCAGACUUCCAGGAAGAGAGGCGAAAGGUACACCACGAUGCGGACGUUGUCAUCGUGGGCGCGGGCAUCGUGGGGUCUUCGUUGGCGGUGGCGUUGGCAAAUCAAGGGCGCAGUGUGAUCCUCCUCGAAAAAUCAUUGAAAGAGCCGGACCGUAUCGUCGGGGAACUUCUACAACCAGGCGGCGUCCAGGCGUUGACAAAACUGGGCCUCCGCCACACGCUCGACGACAUCGACGCGAUUCCGGUCAAGGGAUACACCGUGGUUUAUUACGACGAGCAGGUGGCCAUUCCCUAUCCUGCAUCGACGAGGGCAGCACAACAAUCACCCUCGGAAAAGGCAGGAAAUAUUCAAAAAGCAGAAGGACGGUCAUUCCACCACGGCCGAUUUGUUUCCCGCUUGCGCGCGGCGGCAAUGUCACAUCCCAACAUCACCGUCUUCGAGACCGAAGCCAUCUCCCUCAUUGCGUCGUCUCACACGGCCGAAAUCCUCGGCGCCGAAUCCAUCACCCAAAAAACACAAAGGGAUUACUUUUUUGCGUCAUUGACCGUCAUCUGCGACGGAUACGCCUCCAAAUUCCGGAAGUCGUACAUUCCUCACACGCCCAGGGUCAAGUCCAAAUUCUGGGGGCUGGAACUCAUCGACUGUCCCCUGCCGGUUCCACAACAUGGCACCGUAGUUUUGGGAGACAAUGCCCCCGUCCUGCUGUAUCAGAUCGGCACCCACGAGACUCGUGCUCUGGUGGAUAUUCCCGAGGGAUUGGCAUCUACGUCGACGGCAAACGGGGGCGUCAAAGGCCAUCUCCAGAAGGUCGUGCUCCCAUCUCUGCCGGCCAUGGUGCAACCGUCAUUUCAAGCGGCUCUGGAGCAAGGCAAUCUUCGAAGCAUGCCCAAUUCCUUCCUCCCUCCCACGACCAAUACGACCCCCGGUCUCGCCAUCCUCGGAGAUGCCAUGAACAUGCGCCAUCCCUUGACUGGGGGCGGCAUGACGGUCGCUUUGACUGACGUUGUGUUGCUGUCCGAGCUCCUUGCUCCCGCAAAGGUCCCCGAUCUCGCCGACACUCGGCUUGUGGUCAGGCAGUUUCGCACAUUUCACUGGCGGCGGAAGGACUUGAGUUCGGUGAUCAAUAUCCUGGCUCAAGCGCUGUACUCGCUGUUUGCCGCCGACGACUGGCAACUCAAGUACCUCCAGCGGGGCUGUUUCCGGUAUUUUCAACUGGGCGGCAAAUGCAUUGACGAACCGAUGGGAUUGCUGGGCGGAAUCAUCCCGCAACCGUUUGUGCUGUUUUAUCACUUCUUUAGCGUGGCGUUGCUGAGUAUCUGGGUGCUCAUCCAGGAGCAAGGGUGGCUUUUGUUUCCCGUCAGUAUGUUUCAAGGGGCGUUGGUGUUUUUGAAGGCGUGCGUGGUGAUUUUCCCGUACAUAUUUGCCGAAUUGAGGAGUUGA